GAGCAGUCCAAUGCGCGCGCACACGUGCUGAGGAGCCUCUCUCCACUUCGAAUUACAGAGAUUCCGACGGCGUCGUUUAGCCGCGCUUUCUUUUCGACCAACAUGAUGUCCGACGAUCCAGAGGGCGAACGGCCCACAAGCUGGGUGCCGACCAUCGUGGCCAGUGGCGACACAACGGCAUACGACACAUCCGACUCGCUCGUCUUCUAUCUGACCCGCCUCCUGACGCCAGUGCAGGACGCAGAGAUUCGCAAGCGAAUCGAGGAGCCGGUCGAGUACUAUGAGAAGCGGGUGUGGUACUAUCCCUGGGCGGAGGAACAGGACGGCACGCUGGCAGACGUCGAGCGGAUCGCCUACGAAGCAAGUGUAGAACACAGGCCGAAGAAGAACCACUGCCUCUUUUUUGUCGACCGACAGGCAGCACAGGACGGGACUGUGCUCAUCGUUGAGUGCGUGGCAGACCCUGAGACCGACGGCUUACCAAAGGGCAGCAUCGUGACGCGAGGUCGAAUAGCGGCAAAGCAAGCCCCUGUCGCGGUAGUCAACUCGGACCUGGGCAAUAUGGAGCUCGUUGAGUUCCUCCGUGGCGACGACCCAGAGUACCGCGCUGCGCUGCACUUCCACCACGAGACUCCAAGCGAUGAGGAGGAAGAGACACUGUAACAGAUGUUUGAACAGAGGCCUCGGCUCAACUUUGAUCUGAACUCUGUCGUGCAAUGCUCUGCGGUCGCCAUGAGGUUUACUCAUGCACGUCGAUUCCACAAGGUCGGCUGCAGAUAUUCAAUAUUGGUUCCUGCGGUACCUGCAUCGAAA
This is a messenger RNA of Acaromyces ingoldii, 813 nucleotides long. RefSeq lists its product as hypothetical. NCBI's taxonomy places the organism in Eukaryota, Fungi, Basidiomycota, Exobasidiomycetes, Exobasidiales, Cryptobasidiaceae. The transcript has 2 exons. Bases 103 to 663 code for a protein of 186 amino acids. The record is from RefSeq and is a predicted model, not a curated record.